This is a messenger RNA of Cicer arietinum (chickpea), 1166 nucleotides long. RefSeq names its product probable caffeoyl-CoA O-methyltransferase At4g26220. Gene Ontology annotation, molecular function: O-methyltransferase activity; S-adenosylmethionine-dependent methyltransferase activity. The record is from RefSeq and is a predicted model, not a curated record. Lineage: Eukaryota; Viridiplantae; Streptophyta; Magnoliopsida; Fabales; Fabaceae.
UCUCCCAUAAAAAAAGGUGAUGCAUGUCCCAAUUUCAAGCAAUGCUGCUAUAUAUAGUAAGACUUGUUGAACUCAACCACGUUCUAUUCUGACCUCUUUCUAGUUAUUAUCAAUAUACAAUUAAUUAAGAAAAAUGGAAAACAUUAAAGAUACAUCAAUCUACCGCAAUCCUGUCAUAUUGCAGAGUGAGGACUUAACAAAGUAUAUAUUGGAGACUGCUGUUUACCCUAGAGAGCCAGAGGCUCUCAAAGAGCUGAGGAAAGCCACUGAGAAUCACCCAUGGGGUUUCAUGGCUACUUUACCUGAGGCUGGUCAACUCAUGACUAUACUUUUGAAGCUGUUGAAUCCCAAAAAGACACUUGAAGUGGGAGUCUUUACUGGGUACUCUCUUCUCCUCACUGCACUCAACAUUCCUCAUGAUGGAAAGAUUACAGCCAUAGACAUUGACAGGAAAAGUUAUGAAGUUGGACUACCAGUCAUAAAAAAGGCUGGAGUGGAACACAAGAUUGAUUUCAUAGAAUCUCCAGCUCUACCAAUUUUGGAUAAUCUGUUAGAAGAUCCAACAAAUGAAGGAAGUUUUGACUUUGCAUUCAUUGAUGCUGACAAAGAGAACUAUGUCAAGUAUCAUGAGAGAAUUAUAAAACUGGUUAAGGUUGGUGGGUUACUUGUGUAUGACAACACUCUAUGGGGUGGACGUGUUGCUUGGCCUGAAGAGGAUGUUCCACAACAUGCCAAAUCAGGAAGACAAGCAGCAAUUGAAUUCAACAAAACAAUCACACAAGAUUCUCGUGUUGAAUUUGCUCUCACUUCCAUUGGGGAUGGACUCAGUGUUUGCAGGCGCAUUGUGUAAUUAAAGACGUGUCUGGUGUUCAACACAUGUCAAUAUUAGAUAUAUAAACAACGUUAAUAUAUGUAGUUAAAUUUAAUUAUUUCUGAUUUUUCAAAUUAUUACGGGGUGUCUUAUAUAUACGUGUUGUGUUAGUGCAUAAGUGGCAAUGUCACAUCUAAUUUAUACGAGUUGUGUUAGUGCUUAAUUUAUUUAAUUAUGAGUAAUCUAUGUUUCAUGUACUAGUACUUUAUAUUUAUUAAAAUAGAUGUUGUGUACAUGAAUAAUGUUGUAUUUUGUGUUUCUAAUAAAAAUUAAGUUUCAUGUCUUUUUUGCUUAA